GACGGGAAGUGCCAGCUCUGGAGAGGCCCCUGCGCCCUCUCCUAGUCCAUCUGGAGCCAGUCAUUCUGAUAAGGACCAAGACCCACAGGAGAAAAUCGAGAAGUUAGAGGAAGAUAAAAAACGUCGCCUCCAACUGUACGUGUUCGUGUCGCGAUGUGUUGCGCAUCCUUUCAACGCGAAGCAACCAACAGACAUGACGAGAAGGCAUACGAAACUGACGCCACAUCAACUGGAAACUAUUCAAGCUAGAUUUCAGGCUUUCCUCAAGGGCGAAACACAAAUUCUGGCAGACGAGGCUUUCCAGAAUGCAGUACAGUCUUACCAUGAUGUCUUUCUCAAGUCUGAAAGAGUGGAACAAAUGGUCAAGUCAGGUGCUUGCUCUCAUCAUGAUUUUCGUGAAGUGUUCAGAAACAACAUCGAAAAGAGAGUCAGGUCCUUACCAGAAAUAGAUGGAUUAAGUAAAGAAACAGUCUUAACGUCUUGGCUAGCAAAGUUUGAUUGUAUUAUGAAAGGAACGGGUAUUCCAGGAGAUGAUGAGUCCAAAAGGCCGUCGCGAGCGCAGCAACAAAGCCUCAACGCAGAAUGCAUCCUCAGCAAGGAACAACUCUAUGACAUGUUCCAACAGAUUCUUGGAGUCAAGAAAUUUGAACACCAGUUGCUUUUCAACGCUCUUCUUUUGGACUCAGCAGAUGAACAAGCUGCUGCUAUUAGAAGAGAAUUAGAUGGAAGAAUGCAGAAAGUCAAUGAAAUGGAAAGGAAUCGUAAGCUGAUGCCGAAGUUCGUCCUCAAAGAAAUGGAAUCGCUCUACAUCGAAGAGCUGAAGUCUUCAAUCAAUCUUCUCAUGGCCAAUUUGGAGUCUCUGCCCGUCUCGAAAGGAGGGGCAGACUCCAAAUAUGGCUUGCACAAAAUCAAGCGGUAUAAUCACAGAUCCCAAGGAUCUCUCGCCAACAAGCUGACUGGUGAAGCCGAUGGUGGAGACGUGGACACGCAGCUCACUAAAAUGGAUGUAGUGUUGACUUUCCAGAUAGAGGUUGUAGUUAUGGAGGUAAAGGGUCUAAAGUCAUUAGCACCCAACCGAAUAGUAUACUGUACAAUGGAAGUGGAGGGGGGAGAUAAAUUACAGACAGAUCAAGCUGAAGCAUCGAAACCUAUGUGGGAUACUCAAGGUGACUUCAGUACGACACAACCCCUUCCAGCAGUUAAAGUAAAACUUUACACUGAAAACCCUGGUGUGCUUGCUUUAGAAGACAAGGAAUUAGGCAAAGUUGUAUUAAGGCCUACACCAUUAUCUAGUAAGGCACCUGAAUGGCAUCGGAUGAAUGUGCCCAAGAAUUUGCCAGAUCAGGAUUUGAGAAUCAAAAUUGCGUGUCGAAUGGACAAGCCAUUGAAUAUGAAGCACUGUGGCUACCUCCACGUGAUCGGCAAGAACGUCUGGCGGAAGUGGAAGCGGCGAUACAUGGUGCUGGUCCAGGUCAGCCAGUACACCUUCGCGUUGUGCUCGUACAAGGACAAGAAGUCCGAGCCAGCGGAGAUGAUGCAGCUUGACGGCUUCACGGUGGAUUACAUCGAGCUGGCUAGCGCUCAACUCAUCGUCGGGCAAGGUAAAAAACAUUUUACAGAACUGGAGGGGGCCAAGUACUUCAUGAAUGCAGUAAGAGACGGAGAGUCGGUACUGAUGGGGGUGACUGAUGAAAAUGAAUGUCAUUUGUGGGUGAUGGCACUAUACAGAGCGACUGGACAGAGUCACAAACCUACGCCACCGACGACAUCGGACACGCAUAUUAAAAUUAUGGGAGAUGCAGAUAAGGCUCGCAAGCAUGGGAUGGAGGACUACAUUCAAGCUGAUCCUUGUCAGUUUGAUCAUCACCAACUCUUCUGCAUGCUGCAGUCGCAAACGCUGAAAUAUCGUCUACAAGAUCCUUACUGUUCUUUGGGCUGGUUCUCUCCAGGUCAAGUCUUUGUACUGGACGAGUAUUGCGCUCGAUAUGGAGUGCGAGGGUGUUAUCGCCACCUGUGUUACCUCUCUGAUCUUCUGGAUGUCGCAGAAAGUGGUCAGCAAACUGUUGAUCCGACUUUGAUGCAUUAUUCUUUCGCGUUCUGCGCGAGUCACGUGCAUGGUAACAGGCCCGACGGCGUGGGCAGCAUCACGGUCCAGGAGAAGGAGAAGUUCGCGGAGAUAAAGGAGAGGCUGAAGACGCUGCUGCAGCACCAGAUCACGAACUUCAGAUACGCGUUCCCUUUCGGGAGGCCUGAAGGGGCGUUGAAGGCAACAUUGUCGCUAUUAGAACGCGUUUUGAUGAAAGACGUGGCAACACCAGUAGCGCCUGAAGAAGUCCGAGCCAUGAUCCAAACGAGCCUUGAAAAUGCUGCCUUGUUGAACUAUACACAGCUCAGUCAGAAAGCUAAUAUAGAAGAGGAUCUAAGAGGAGAAACCAUGGUUACACCUGCCAAGAAACUAGAGGACCUCAUUCAUUUAGCAGAGUUAUGUGUCGACCUACUGCAACAGAAUGAAGAACAUUAUGCGGAGGCAUUCGCGUGGUUCUCCGAACUCCUGGUGGAGCAUGCUGAGAUCUUCUGGGCGUUGUUCGGAGUGGACAUGGAUAGAGUACUAGCUGAACAACCUCCGGACACAUGGGACUCCUUCCCGUUGUUCCAGAUACUGAACGACUAUUUGAGAACUGAUGAAAACCUGAAAGGGGGAAGAUUUCACGAGCAUCUCCGAGACACGUUUGCGCCCUUGGUGGUGCGGUACGUGGACCUGAUGGAGUCUUCCAUAGCCCAGUCGCUGCAUAAAGGCUUUGAGAAGGAACGAUGGGAGAUCAAAGGCAAUGGAUGUUCAACUAGUGAAGAGUUGUUCUGGAAGUUGGACGCGCUGCAAUGCUUCAUCAGGGACCUCCAUUGGCCGGAACCGGAGUUCAGGUCGCACCUGGAACAGCGGCUCAAACUGAUGGCGUCUGAUAUGAUGGAGACCUGUAUACAGAGGACAGAGGCUUCGUUCCAGUCUUGGCUGAAGAAGAGCGUCACCUUCAUGUCUACAGACUACAUACUGCCAGCGGAGACGUGUGCCAUGGUGAACGUAGCUUUGGACGCCAAGAACCAGGCUCUAAAACUCUGUGCUGUCGAGGGUGUCGAUAUUUACCAGUAUCACACCAAAAUGGACUCUCAGAUCGAAGCGUGCCUUCAAGCUAUGAUGACCGGCAUGACGACGAGACUGUCAGCUGUGCUGGAAGCCACGUUAGCCAAGAUAGCUAGGUUCGAUGAGGGAAGCUUAAUCGGUUCGAUAUUGACGAUAGCCAACGUAUCUGGUUCGGGCAAGGACAUCGGCCAGGGCUACGUCAACUUCAUGAGGAAUUCCAUGGACCAAAUCAGAUCUAAGGUGACAGACGAGCUCUGGAUCUUACAGCUGUUUGAGCAUUGGUACGGCAUCCAAGUGGGGCUCAUCAACACCUGGCUAGGAGAGAGGCCUGCUCUCCAUCCUCAGCAGGUCGCGUGCCUGUCUAUCAUAUUGAAGAAAAUGUACAGUGAUUUCGAAUUGCAAGGCGUCAUUGACGAUAAGCUGAAUUCCAAAAUCUAUCAGAACGUAGCAGCGAGGAUGCACACGGAGGAAGCUACUUGUAGUCUGUUGCUGGCGCAACAAGAUGCUAGUGGUGGUGACGACGGUGGCUCAGAAGAGGGUUCACGCAGUGGGAAGUCCAAAUUAGAAGCACUGACGGAAGAAGCCAAGCUAGGCAAUGUUACAGCGGUUGUAGGCAAGGUUGGAAACAUCUUCGGAAGAGGCAUUGGAGAGCUGUCGACGAAACUAGGAGGUCCAUCAUCUUGGUUUUAGCGCAUUAAAAGCCCAAAAUAUUCAGAAGUAUUUGUAAACAUACCUUUCUUUGCCUAUAUUGACGUACUGAGAUGAAAUUUCAAAGUGCUUUUUGCUGCUGCAUCGACAACGCAUUUUUAGCGGAUUAAAUUACUGAUAAUAAUCAUUCGUUAAUGCUGCAGUAUCAAAAAGCGUUUAACUAUUCUGUGAUGAUGAUAAAAACCUUCUUUUGCAUUCGAUUACAAUCUAGAAUGUCCGCCAUUUUGCAUUUAAGAAAAUAAUCGUUACAAAAUGGCGUUUAUGCGCUAGAAAUAAUAUAAGUGGCCAGUUAAUGCAUAGCUUAGUGUGAUUACUUAGAGUAUAAACGAGGUCUAGAUUUUAUUUUAUAAACGCUUUAUGUACAGUUAGGAUCAUCAUUCGUUUAUUGGAGCAAAUAACAUGUAAUAGGUGUUAAGAGUAGUAUUUGAUAACACGAUUGAUUAUUAUAAAAAAAUAUAAAAAUGCAUAUACAUAAACAUAAUGCUACAAUAAGAAAACAUAUCGCUUUGGCAAAAUUAUUUUAUGUGUUGUUAUUAUAACGAUUGAUAUAUUUAUUUAAAAAUAAAUUAUCAUAAAAGGAGUCCGUUAGGUUGAAAUGCAAGUGUGAGAAUAAGAAAAACCUUCAUUUAUCUAUACAUCAUCCUACUAUGAAAAUUUACGUUAAACGAGUUUUCUAUAAAGUAUUGGUUCGCGGAAGUUUGUCUCGUGUGAUAGAUACUCUUACAUUCACCUCCAUAAAGAUUGACGUAGCACAUAGAAUAAAGUGCAAAGUUUUUUAAUUGCAUCUCUUUCUAAUACCUAUACUUCAGAAACAGUAUUUUUCUAAUUAUAAUAAAUCCACUUUGAAACAUCGGUUGAUUUUCGAACUGAAAUCGAAAUCUUCUGAAGUUUUGAUGUGUUUUUAUAAAAACAAUAAUGGCGCGAAUAUAAUUAUUUUUUGAACGUCUAUGUUGCCAGUAAAUAAUCUCCCUUGUAAAGGAGAAAAUACAAAUUGUUUUUAUAAAAACGCAUAUUGUUAGCCACUUUGCUGUAGUAUAACUCUCUAUUUAUAUUUUGAUUCUCUGUAGAUUCUAAUAACGAUCUAGUAACAUUUUACCUUGACUAGUCGUUGAAUUAAAAAACUAUUUAUAAAAACUACUAUUAUAGUUUUAAUUGUUAACAAAAUAAUAUUCUUCUACGCUAAACACCUUACAAAUUUUUGAAUUAGGAAAAUUUAAAAUUCUUAGAUAAACGUUUAAAGAAUAAAGAAUAGCGGUUAAUCGCUAUGCUGAGUCGCCUUAAAUUGUCUUGUUGAGAACGGCUUAAGAAAUAGACCUUAAAAUGUUACUAUUAACUUCUCUUAAUAUAUAUUCUUACUUCACAAUGUCUACGUGAUAAAAUACUUAAAUAUAAUUUCCACAUUCCUGGGCUUGGUGAAUCCUGUGAAGUUUUUACAGCUCAGUUUUAUUAUAGCUUUACAUAAACCGCUGACUCACAGUCGAAUUUUAUUGAUUUAGUACACAAGUCAUCGAAAUGUUUGCAUUUAAAAUAGCGUUCCAACUAUUUUUCAUACUCACGACUGGAUGUUUAAAGAAAUGUAUAACCUUAUAAUAUCGUCACAAUAGGGCAGUAAUGGGAUGGCACAGUAUGUAAUGUAAUGGAAAAGUAAUGUAGUGCUCACGUAUCAUAUAGUUAGAUGUCAUAUAUUAUUCAAGUAACAAGAGCUAUUUAUAGUUUCAAUACGCUGACGUUUCUUAUUAAAAACAAUAUUACAACAUAAUUUAAACCGUUGGUUGACACUUAAAAGUACUGCUACAACUCAACAUUAGGAUCUUCAUUAUUGUUGUUUUUCUUUUCAAUUUACAAUGAUAAAUGAAACGAUGGUUGAAUGUAUUUUAUGUUAAUAGUUCAUGUGAUUACGAAUUCUGGCUACAAUACGAAACUAAGAUAAAUGAUUUACAAUAUUUUUUAAUACAGUAAAAAAAUCAUGCAUUUAUGUGCACCAUUUUUUUAGUUUUAAAGAUUAUUUAUCUUUAUUAACUUGAAAUAGAUAGACAGAAAGGCACCGCAAUAUUUUAUAUGAGAAUUUUAUAAAGUUUUAAUAUGUUUUAUAUAUCAAGAUUCGGAAUCACAUAAACUAAAUUGAAGUUUAUACAUGUCACAUAAUCAAUCACAUAUUUUGGGUAUCGUGCUCAAUCGAAUGAAAACGACAGUUUCUGUAGUGUUUAAGUGCAUUAUGAUCUGACUGAGGUAAAUGCGUAGAAUGCUUGUAUGAUUUUUGCUAUGAGGGAAACUCACAGCGGUGAAUGAUCGUAGAUCAGCUUUCCUUGAAUACGAGUAUAGUUGUAAGUUGGAAGUCCAAAAUAAGAUAGGAAUAGGUCGGCAAUGUAUAUUUAACAUCACAUGUAGCCGUUUACCAACAGGCGAUAGCUUGUAUGCUGACUUUUUAUAUAUAAAAAUUUUAUAAAGGUGGAUCAGGGUUCGUACUCCAACUCUACCAAUUUCUUAGAAAACCAAGUCGGUAGCCGAAAGUGCUGCCGUAAUAAAACUUUUUUCUGUAAUAUAGGAUCUUCUUUCUUUAAAUGAUAAUUAACAUGUUUUGAAUUAACAAUAUUUAUUUACUUGUGAGUAUUAUCUAAUAAAUAAAUAUUUUCGAAUUAAGUUGCUGGACUUAAAACUUACCUUAGUGGUAUGCUAAUAACGUGCCUAUGUAAUGCCAGAAAUGUUCACGUAAAAUACGAUGAUCGUAAUAAAAAUGUAUCAUCCGUUUAUUAUAAACCAAAAUUAAUCAAACCACUGUGAGUUUCUCUAAAUGCUUGGGGAGCCGUCGAGUGUAUCGCGAAUG
Molecule: messenger RNA, 6668 nt
Organism: Amyelois transitella
Lineage: Eukaryota; Metazoa; Arthropoda; Insecta; Lepidoptera; Pyralidae
Gene: Cadps
Product: calcium-dependent secretion activator
Exons: 29
Coding region: 194-3826 (1210 amino acids)
Biological process (GO): synaptic vesicle exocytosis; dense core granule exocytosis
Source: RefSeq, a predicted model, not a curated record